AUGCAAUAUAUUUAUUUUUCCACUUUUCAGGAAUAUGAUUGGACCGAGAAGGAGAUAUCCUACAUAUUGUCCAGUUUCUUUUGGGGCUAUGUGUGUACACAGUUUCUCGGUGGCAUUCUGUGCAAGAAAUUUGGAGCCAAAAUAAAUAUGGGCGUAUCAACCUUUGUGUCAGCCCUGUUAACUGUUUUGACGCCAUGGUGUGUGGGCUGGGGGGGUUGGCAAGUGUUUUGUGCCAUACGAGUAAUACAAGGCCUGGUUCAAGGCGUGAUAUUUCCCUGCAUAUACGAACACUUGGCCUUGUGGUCCCCAGCAGAAGAAAGAAAUCGCUUGGGCGGAUUCAGUAUGACCGGAGUGGAUUGUGGCACAAUAUUAGCCAUGGCCAUAAGUGGCAUAAUAGCCAAAGGGUCCAUGGGUUGGCCAGGAAUAUCUUAUGUAUCUGCAGGAAUUUGCUUUGCUUGGUGUUUACUAUGGCUAAUAUUGGGAUCCAAUAGCCCUAAUGAAUCAAAAUUCAUUACUGAGUCCGAAAAACAGUAUUUGGAGCUAAGUGUGGCUCACAAGAAUGAUUCUCAAGACCAAAAAAUUCCGGUUCCUUGGAAGGCUGUACUCACGUCCUUGCCUUUUUAUGCCUUAAUAGUUGCCAGAUCUGCACAAAACUGGGGCUUAUCUACAAUGCAGUCUCAAAUACCGUCUUAUCUCAAUGGAGUUUUAGAUAUGGAAAUCCAAGCCAAUGGCCUGUUUUCAUCGUUGCCCUUUAUGGGCAUGUUGGUGAUGUCCUUUGUCUAUUUGAUGCUUGAGGAUGUACUAAGGCGAAAAAAGAUUCUAACCCUAAAAGGAGUGCGUAGAGUUUUUAACACAGUCUCAUUUUGGAUACCCGCAUGUGGUUUGAUAGGCAUUGGAUUUCUGGAUGGUGACAAUAAACCUUUGGCCAUUUCCCUAAUGACCUUGAGUGUGGCCAUCAACAGUGGCAAUAUAAUAGGCAGUGCCUUAAAUACCAUCGAUUUGGCACCCAAUCAUGCUGGCAGUUUAAUGUCUGUGGUCAAUACUGUGUCAAAUUUCACCCCUUUCAUAUCGCCUUUAGUGGUGGGGGUCAUAGUCACCGAUGUGCAUGAACGUUCCUUGUGGCAAAUAGUGUUUGCCAUUGCAGCUGCUAUCUUCUUCUUUGGCAAUUUUUUCUACAUCACCUGUGGCACCACGGAUACUCAACCUUGGGACGCUGAAGACUUCUUAAUACCCAAGGUUUCGCAGAGUUCUGAAAGGGGAUAUAACAAAAGCAUAGAUGAUUUGGGGGUGUAUAAUAAGGGAAUGGAUUUGGAGACAAAUAUAUCUGACUUAAAUAAAGCGGAAAAAUAAAAAGAGGAAA
This is a messenger RNA of Stomoxys calcitrans (stable fly), 1360 nucleotides long. Its product is annotated as putative inorganic phosphate cotransporter. Lineage: Eukaryota; Metazoa; Arthropoda; Insecta; Diptera; Muscidae. The record is from RefSeq and is a predicted model, not a curated record. Gene Ontology annotation, biological process: transmembrane transport; monoatomic anion transport. The transcript has 2 exons. Bases 1 to 1350 code for a protein of 449 amino acids. Gene Ontology annotation, molecular function: transmembrane transporter activity. Gene Ontology annotation, cellular component: plasma membrane.